CCCAUUAAAGGGACACCAGGACCUCCACGACGACAUGGAGAAAGUGGAGAACGGAGGGAGAGAGGACCGCCAGGUGACCAAGGAGAUAUCGGAAUUCGAGGACCGAUCGGCGAUCAAGGAAUGCAAGGUAUAAGGGUACUAGAAAAUCCAUGA
Messenger RNA from Cercopithifilaria johnstoni, 153 nucleotides. Lineage: Eukaryota; Metazoa; Nematoda; Chromadorea; Rhabditida; Onchocercidae. The record is from the annotation of a GenBank genome assembly.